CACAGUGAGAAUAAUGCUUAAGCUGCUGGUGAUAUUAACAACCUCAACAUGCUUAUUUUCGACUGUUAAUUCUGGUGUGCCAAUUGGAACUGGUGGUCCGUCAAUAAUAUACGAAGGUAAAGAUGCAUUACUUACAUGCGUGGUAUCAGAAAAUCGCUCGAACAAUACAGUUAUAUGGAAGAAAUCGGGAGAAAUUCUGACAGCUGGUAUGGUGCGCGUCUCCAGCGAUUCUAGAAUAAGUGUACUACACGAUGAGAAUCCGCGUGGUCGAAUUGGUGGUUCAGGUGGGGAAGUUUGGGUAUUACUAAUAAAAAGACUUAAAUCUACAGAUUCUGGUAGUUAUAUAUGCGAAUUAAAUUCUGAACCUGCGUUACGCAGUAUACACAUAUUAACUGUUAAACAAUUGCCGUCAAGUAGUACGAAUAGCACAGUGAUAGAAACAACAGAUUCUAGUGAUUUGUUCUUAGUACCACCACCACUUGACGCCACAGAUAAUCGUUCCUUCUGGCGUCCCAGCAUACCACCACAAAUUACACACGAUUUCACAGAAUGCUGUGAAAGAGGUAAUGUUACAUCGGAGUGCAUGGGCUUCUGUAAUGUGCACAAUAUACUCGAUGGCACAACAGGCGUUGAACCAGAAGCAUGCGAAAAAGAUUUUCCCAGUAUUGUGCGUUGCAUGGCUGAUGGACGCAACCAUGUGCCAUGUUGUGUGGAAAAACAAAUACCAGAUUUGUGUCAAGAUAUGUGUCGUGGUGAGUACACGCCAUUCACUGACCACCUCAAGACACGCGUGUCGUGUGUGCAUCACACAUUAAGUGGCUUACAAUGCAUAUUGCAAGGCGUACAAAUGAUACCAAGCAUGCCGGUAGCAGUUUCAGCCACCAAUAUUACAGAAAAUUCAGUAACCAUUUAUUGGUCUCCACCAGAGAAAUUGUCACACAAAGUCGAUCAUUACAUUGUUAAUUUAACCGCUUUGCAUAGCUUUGAUGAAGACGAUGCUAAUGAUGAAGAUGAUGUGUUACGUUCACCCGAAAAAGUAAUUAUUCGUUCAGUGCCUAACAGUCAAAAUACAGUAACGAUAAAUUAUUUGAAUCCACUGACGAUGUAUGCUAUCACCGUAACUGCAGUCAAUGAUUUUGGUUCGAGUCUGCCAAGUGAACGUUUACGUAUUUUCACUCACAACAGCGACUCAGCAGCUGAACAGCAAGCCGGUCAGACCAAUAAAACGAAUGCACCAGAUUUGCCAGACAUACGUGGUUGCUGUGAAGCGAAUGGCAUGACACAUCGCAUGUGCUUGGAAAAGAUGUGUGAUCCACAAAAAGCUGACUUGGCACGUUUGCCGGACUUUAUGGUUUGCGCGCCUUGGACGAAUAUCACGUUCAAUUGCUUGGCAAAUAAUAUCGAUCAUACGCCAUGCUGUCGUUCACGAGGCAUCCCAACCGCUUGCUUUCCUUUGUGCACCGGUCAGGUUACAGCGUUGAACUUUAGUUUAUUUAAGUGUUUGCGUUUUAUGCCUGAGUUCAGCAGUUGCCUCUUUCAGGGAUAUGGGGUGCUAGCGGGGCCACCAUCGAAAAUCGUAACAGUGGCAAAAACAGAUAAUUUCGUUAUACUGGAUUGGAAUAAACCAAAAACUUUACCCGAGACCAUAAGCAGUUAUCACGUUAAAUUUCGGCAUAAUAUUAUUGAGCAUUAUAACCCUGAAUUAGUGGAUUGGAUUCUAAGCGCAACGGAAACUGGGGAUACGGUGGAGUAA
Molecule: messenger RNA, 1753 nt
Organism: Teleopsis dalmanni
Lineage: Eukaryota; Metazoa; Arthropoda; Insecta; Diptera; Diopsidae
Product: Ig-like and fibronectin type-III domain-containing protein 2
Exons: 6
Coding region: 14-1753 (579 amino acids)
Molecular function (GO): protein binding
Source: RefSeq, a predicted model, not a curated record